Molecule: messenger RNA, 2179 nt
Organism: Zea mays
Lineage: Eukaryota; Viridiplantae; Streptophyta; Magnoliopsida; Poales; Poaceae
Exons: 4
Coding region: 245-1084 (279 amino acids)
Cellular component (GO): chloroplast thylakoid membrane
Source: RefSeq, a predicted model, not a curated record
CCUGGUUCCGCCCAUGAACCUCCUCCGUGACACUCACCACCGAGGAUAAACUCCCCCUUGGCAACCAUCCAUUCCGCGCCCCGCCUUAUCCUCCCCUCAUCUCCCGUACCCAAAAAAAAACGCGCGCUCAAGCCAUCCCAUCCAGUUCCACGGUUCCACCCCCGCCGGCCACACUCGUCUCUCUCACGAGCCACAGCCCACAGCAGGCUAGCUCUCUAGCCAGUCCAGUCCACGCAGCGCAGGGAUGGCGUCGUUCGCCGUGGCAACGGCCCCGUCGCUAGCGGCCCCGGCAGCCAAGAGGAGGCCCGCCGCCGGCGUCACGUACGUGGAGGGCAUGAAAGCCUACAGCGGCCUCAAGGGGCUCAACAAGGUGACCAUGCUCGGGGUGCGCAAGACCGCCGACUACUCCUUCGCCAAGGUCGUGGCAUCGCUCAGCCUCGCGGGCAGGAAGCGGCGCGGAGGAGCGUUCGGCGCCCAGAUGAGGUUUUACGCUUACACAGUGGUGACGGUUGCACCACGUGAGCGAGCGCAGCGAAGCCAACACAACUGCCGGCGGACAAGUGUCCCCAUAGACGAGAUCCAUGGCGGAGCGCCGGAAGAGCGUCUCCUCCGUGCUGUUUGCUUCGGCGCGCGCCGGGAGGGGAUAAUGGCAGCAGUGAGCUCGGUCUCUAUUCUGCCCCUCGCGUCGCUGAGGCCUCUUCCGUUGAGGCGUGCUGCUAGGAAUGUGUUGGAGGGAGGAGGGAGAAGGGCUUCGAGUCCCCUGCUCCUCGCGAGGUAUGGGCUGUGGCGCGGACGCCCGGCUGCUGCUGUGGGCGGCGAAGCAGAGUUGGCCCUCGAAGAUGCGGAUGCCGCGAUGAGGGUGGCCGCCGACGACGACAGCAUCACGGCCACGGUGGUGUCCGUGCUGCUCACACUUGCGUUCGUCGGCCUCUCCAUCCUCACCCUCGGGGUGAUCUACCUGUCGGUGCAGGACUUCUUGCAGAAGAGGGAAAAGGAGAAGUUUGAGAAGGAGGAGGCCGAAAAGCAGAAAGAGGAGGCGAGGAAGAAGAGGGCUAAGUCGAGGCAGAAGAGAAGAAAUUAUUGAUCUCAGGAUGAACUACCCCCACCAAUGUGACCAUUUCUUCUUCUUUUCCACCAUGUUUCUUGUAAUAGCAAUGAUUUUGUAUGUAGUGUUGCACCUUUGGUAUCACAUUGUGGUUUUCCUUCACUCCAUUGUCGGCUCUUAGAUGCUGUAACACUGAACUCCAUUGCCGGCUCCAUUGCCCGGGGUUGUGCUCACGCCAUCAGUUUUGGAGUCUCUUGGAUGCUGUAACACUGAACUCCAUUGCCGGCUCCAUUGCCCGGGGUUGUGCUCACGCCAUCAGUUUUGGAGUCCGGAGGAGGUAAGACACUCACUAUUCUCGUUUUCCCCAAAAUAGAACAUCUCUUCCAACAUUGUUACUGUCCAGUUGUACAUAUUGUCAAAAUCCAUCAGAAAUAUCUAACUGACUCUUGUUAUCGAUAGCUCUCCUACUCGAUUUGUUAAAUAUCUAACUGUCUGUUGAUAUAUGCAGGGAGGAAAAGCAGGGUAGCCAGAAUCUCUAUUGGCGUCGCCUGUUUCAUUGUGUUCAUGAUGAUCCUUUCAGUAAUAGGCCUUUUUAGGAAGUAAAGGAAACGUUUGUGCUCUGGUUUCUGCAAGAGGUUUGCACAUAAACAAUUUUUUAUUGCUGUCUAGGCUCCAACCUUUGGUUGAUAAACACUCACAAUAAGUAACGAAGGAAUAAGAAUAAAUGAUGAGAGAUAUAAGAAUAUGAAAAUGAAUAAAUGAUGUGACAGGUUGUUGUAGAGCAGCAUGAUCUAAGUGAAUGCAUAACUCUACUCUUAUAUUAUAUCAUUCCUCUCAAUCCAUGUCUUUUAAUUGGUGAAUCAUUUUAGGUUUCUUUUAUGCUUUAUACAUGCUUACACAGACCUGUUUUGACAAGAGACCGAGCAGCGAUGCUUCCAUUUCGGACCACGACCUAGCUAAAGGCUAAUGGUUCCAAAUGUCUCAAGUACCAAAGACAAGGCUAGCUCCUCGUUUUUUGUCAUGUCAAAAAAAUCGUGUAUGAUUGCAGCAAUUUUGGCAAAAUAUUGUUGUACUUUAUAUUUUGAUAUACUGUGAACAAAACAAGUGCCCUAUGAGACCAUCGUGAUUUAUGUA